This is a messenger RNA of Ostreobium quekettii, 393 nucleotides long. The record is from the annotation of a GenBank genome assembly. Lineage: Eukaryota; Viridiplantae; Chlorophyta; Ulvophyceae; Bryopsidales; Ostreobiaceae.
AUGGGCCCAUUCCCAGCUGGUUUGGUACUCCAUUCGUGGACAGGACCUCCUGACAUGGUCAUCCCACUCGCCCGUGUCGAGGGUGUGCAUUUCUCACUAUCUGGGUUCACAACGCGUGCGAAUCCCAGCAAGCUAGCUCAGACUGUCAAGCAGAUUCCAUUGGACCGGCUGCUGCUGGAAACGGACGCUCCUGAUGGGCUACCUAAGGAGCAUCGUUUAAGUGGCUGUGGGCAGCAGGAGCAGCCCAUCAAUCGUCCAGCGAACAUCCGGACAAUAUGCACAAGAGUUGCAUCUGCCAUGGGAGUCCAUGAAGAGUUGAUCGCAAACGCAGCACAUCGCAAUGCAUUGAAGCUGUUCAGAUUUGGUCAAAAAGCGUUGCAUGCCAGUUCUUAA